AUGGACGAGGCGACAGAGCUCCAGGCGGUGCUGCAGGCCCUGGCGGUCGCCGUUGAUUGGCGGACGGAUCAGGCGUCUCGUGCUGGGGCCACGGAAUUCCUCGAGAAGCUCAAGACAGAGGAGGAGCCGCACCGUCAGGCGUCCCUAGCAGCUCACCUGGUGAACGGCGACCAGCCCGAGCAUGCCCGCCUCUUCGCCUUCCAGCUGCUGCAGAACGUGGCGCGCAACAAGUGGCAGCAGUUCCCCGCGGACGAGCGGCGCAGGCUGGCAGUGUACGCGUUUGACUUGCUCAGGCGUUGUGCCGACAUUGCUGGGGAGCCCUGGUCCAUCCGCAGCAAGGCGGCAGCACUCCUGGCUGAUAUUGUGAAGCACGAGGGGUCAGACCUGUGGAAGGAGAUGCUGCCGUCUCUGCUUGCUCUCUCUGCCGCCAGCCCCAUCCAUGCAGAGACGGUGGCUCUUGUGCUGCAGUUUGUGCCAGAAGACGUGACAGUCCAUAACGAGGAUAUAGAAGGCAACAAGAGGCGUCAGCUGUUGCUCGGUCUCACAGCCACGCUACCGCAGAUCCUCCCCUUCCUCUACUCGCUUCUGGACUCUAACUUCGCAGCAGCGCUUGCAGACAUACAGCAGAGCAACGUGGAUGCAGCAAGGCAGCAUGCAGCAGCCGUGACAGCGGGCCUGGCAGCACUGGGGGCAUAUGCGGAGUGGGCGCCUGUGCCUGCAAUUGCGUCCGCUGGCUUGCUGAAUGCCUGCGGUUUCCUCCUCGGCUCGCCUGAUUUCCGAAUGGGAGCGGCAGACUUUUUCAAACACCUAGCGGCCAGGCGAGCCCCUUCAGACGACCAGGAGGCAUUCAACGCCGCCAUGACAUCAGUCGCAGAUUCUCUAGUGUCUGCUGCUGACGCCUCUCUCGAUCGCAUCACCGCCUCUACAGGCACCGCCCCUGCUUCCUCUCCAAGGGAAGCAGGGGGUCAGGCGGGGGGGAUGGCAGCAGGAGGGGGAGCGAGGGGAGGAGGGGGGGCGGGGGAGGUGGAUGAGGGGGAGGUGGGGUUUGCAGAGCGGCUGUGUGAGGCGAUGGUGGCGUUUGCGCCAUCGAAUCUCAAGAGAGCUGCUCAGCAGGAUGAUUCCAGAUACGCCAAGUUCUUCCACACGGUGGGUUCUUUCUGGUGGUAUGAUGUUUCAUCCCGCACGAUGCUUCGCUUCUUUGAGUGCAAGUGCUUCUCCUUGCACGCCCUGGCGCUGCAACUCUGGCAGGUGUUGCUGAGGGAGUCGGCACAGAGCACGAGCGGAGCCAAGGACAAGCGCGCCGCAGUGAUUCUCGUGCCGCCCGACUUCUGCCUGAGGCUGCUGGACGUGGUGGCGGAUCACUUGCCUAGGCGGCCAGGCGAGGGGGAGGGGGAGGAGGAGGAUGGGGAGGGGUGGCAGGAGGAGUUCACCAACAGUGGGGAUUACGCCCAAUACAGGAGCCGACUGAUGGACGUGAUUCGUUUGGUGACACAGCAGCAGCCGCUGAUAGCAGCAUCCAAGGUGGCCUCUCGCAUCGAAGCCGCUGUUGCUGCUGCCACCUCCGCUCCCCCGCCACCCAAGGUUGUAGCGGUGUUGGAGGGAGCGCGGAUGCUGGAGGAUGCAGUGAUGACUGCUGUGCCCGAUGCUGUCAUGGCAGCAGCUGCUGCUCACUCCACCAACCCUGCCAUCCUUGCUGACGACCUUGGGCUCAUUGUGGAAGGUGUGCUACAGCGCCUGCUGUGUGUGCAGUGGAGCGACCCUGUGCUGAUAGAGCUGCACGCACACCUGCUGGACGCGUUGGGUCCCUUCCUCAAGCACUCGCCGCCCGCUGCUGCGCUCGUCAUUCCCAAGCUGUUUGACCUCCUCAGCUCCCUGCCGCCCACUCCCCUGGGAGUAGAGCCCAUGCUGCGCCCAGAGCGCAGUGACGACCGCCUGCCUCGCCUGCAAGUGUGCACGUCCAUCCUCCGUGUGGCGCGCUCUGCUGAUGUGGCACUCGUGCCCAUGCUCAAGGUGAUGAACAUUCGGCAGCAGCAGCAGGCGGCAGUGCAGCUGGGGCAAUCAAAUUCUCAGACGCCUCACAAUCUGUUCCCUUACCCCCCGUGCCCCACCCCUCUCCCAUCCUUUCUCCUCCAGGCGAUGGUGGAUCAGGUGAUGAACAUUCGGCGGCAGCAGCAGGCAGCAGUGCAGCGCGUGCAGCGCAUUACAACUCGUGCCCUUCCCCUGCCCCCCUUAUUUCCCCCUUUCUCCUCUCCAGGCGAUGGUGGAUCAGGUGAUGGGCAUUCGGCAGCAGCAGCAGGCGGCAGUGCAGCGCGUGCAGCAAACACACGCAGCCCCAGUGAAGAGGCAGCAGUGGUCGAAUGGCUGCUAGCGCCCAUCCGCGUCCAAUGGGCGGACGCCACGUGGCAGGCGCGCUACCUCUCCUCCCCGGCAGCCCUGGCAGCACUCCUCCUGCACUCCCCCGGCUCUGGCUCCCAGGAGGAGGCGGACUGCUGGGCUGUCUACCACACCACCAUGCUGCUCGAGCGAAUCAGCUCAAAAAGCAGACCCAGUGAAGAAGCAGCCGUGGUGGAGUGGCUGCUCGCACCCAUCCGCGUCCAAUGGGCGGACGCCACGUGGCAGGCUCGCUACCUCUCCUCCCCGGCAGCCCUGGCAGCACUCCUCCUGCACUCCCCCGGCUCUGGCUCCCAGGAGGAGGCGGACUGCUGGGCCGUCUACCACACCACCAUGCUGCUGGAAAGAAUCAUGCGCCGCGCUGCUGCUGGCGGGGGGAGUGGUGGGGGAGGGGGAGCGGGUGGAGGGGGAGGGGGAGCGGGAGGGGGGGGGGUGGCGGCGACGCCGCCGCCUUCCCCUGGGGUUGUGGGGGUGGCGGAUGGGGUUGGGGGGGAGAGGGGGGUGAGUGGAGGGGGAGGGGGAGGGGGAGGGGCGGUGCACUGUGUGAGUCCGCACCUGCACUGGAUCGUGCCGCCUCUGCUGAGACUACUGCACUGCCUGCACGCCCUCUGGUCACCCCAGGUGCUCGCCUCCCUCCCCCCCGCGCUCGCACCAGCGCUGCUGGUGGGGCAGCAGGAGAAGGCAGCAGUGCUGGGGCAGGCAGGCGUGUCAGGCAAGCAGGAGGGCGUGCCGCUGCCGCUGGGGGGAACCGCGGGAGGAGGGGGAGCAUGGGGAAGCGGAGCCGGAGGGGGAGGAGUGGGGGAGUGGCAGCGGGAGGCUGCUGCUUUGGCCAUGAGGCGGAAUUGGCUCAAGUGUGUGCGGGAUAACAGUUACGGCUUCCUUGGCAUGGCAGCAGCAAACGCGCCAGCAGCCUUCUUCUCCCUUCCCGAGCCUCCCGUCCCGAACCUGCAAUCCUUAGGUUCGGUCUCACCCCAGCAGCAGCAGUUAGUGCUGGAGGUUCGGGCCGCACUGGCCGAUUCCGUGGCUAGCAUGGAGGCUCGGCACCUGCGACUGCUGCAGAAGCUCGUCCUGCUCCCAUUGGUCAAAGCCUGUCCGCCGAGCCUCUGGCCGCUGUGGCUCGGCACGCUCCUGCCGCCGAUCCUGAUUCACUGCGACCAAUGGCUGACUGCCACGUGGCAGAGAUUCCUACAAGAAGGCCUGUGUGGGGGAGGAGGGGGAGGGGAGGCGGCAGGGGGGAAAGCAACUGCUGCUGGAGUGAGUGGGGGUGGUGAGAGUGAGAGUGAGAGGGAGAGGAGAGGAGGGCUAAAAGAUGAGUUGUUCCACGAGAAAAUACUAAGGGACCUCACAAGGGAGACAUGCGGCCUGUUGGCUCUCUUCCCUGUCUUGCCUCAGUCGUCCUCGUUACAAGCUGUCUCGAUUCAAGCCACGGCUUCUGCGCUCAUGGCUGGUGUCACUGGUGGUGGCAUUACUACUGGUGCUGCUGGUGCUGCUGGUGCCGGUGGUGACGACCGGAUGGACAUGCAUUCAGUGGCAACCGCGGCUAACAGCUUACUGCACUUCCUCUUACAGCACCACCCAGAGGCAGCAGCAGCGUGCAUCAGAGUGGCAAUGGCAGCAAUGGAUUGGCCCGACAGCGAUGCCUCUCACAAGGCUGUUCUCUUCAACUCAGGCCUAGUGCACAUGCCGGAGCUCCUCGCCGAGCCUGCCGCCCCGGCUUCCGAGCCUCCCGCGCAGCUUCGGGAGAUGGUCGGCCGGACCAUGUUCGCAGCAGCGGUGCAGGCGCUGACGCUGGAGUCUAAUGCUGGGAUUCAGGCGCAUAUUGUGGCAUUAUUGAAGGAUAUUUACCUUCGACUGGGUCCUUUGACCUCUGCUCCUAGAGAGGUGCUCCUUUCUCUCUCCAUUCCACCAGAGGCCCUUGCUUCCUUUGAAGCAGCCCUAAAGAGUACGGGUAGUGCAAAGGAGCAGCGGGCAGCCUUUAGAACUUUGCUCACAGGCGUGGCAGGGGGGCAGCUGAAAGCUUUUUCUGCCCAGAAGAAUCCCACGACCAUCUCAAAUGUCUCAGGUGAGUACACCCCUUAUUUCUAUGAUUCCUAA
This is a messenger RNA of Closterium sp. Naga37s-1, 4485 nucleotides long. The record is from the annotation of a GenBank genome assembly. Lineage: Eukaryota; Viridiplantae; Streptophyta; Zygnematophyceae; Desmidiales; Closteriaceae.